AACUUUAAAAAGGACGAAGAUCGUCUGCCAAGCUUUUCUAGGUUUUCUUACCGUCUGCACUGCAUCGCCGCGCAUUCCGUGGGAAUCCGUCGCUUAUCGCUUCCAACUUGUAUGCAAGUGACUGGACUGACUCGUAGCAACGAUGAUACAGCAGUUUCAUCCAGUGCAAAGAAACAUCAAAGUGAACAGCAGAUUACCAAGCACGGGAUUCACGAUGCACGGCAGACGACGUCUGCAAAAUUCUGCCAGGAACAAUCCGAAAUGGCUGUUUCAGGAACAGUCGUUAUGGGGGAAGGGGUGAUGCCUCGAGAGGAAGGGGAGUCUCUGCUGCGGUUGCCCCCCGUGACAGUGGUUCAGCCCCCCAUCUCAAGACCGCCUCGAGACAGGGCAAACUUGCUUUACAUCAUCAUGGUCAUCCAUGGGAUUGGUACCCUCAUGCCCUGGAACAUGUUCAUCAAUGCGAAAAAUUACUUCACAGACUACAAACUGGUCAGCCACGGCAACAGCACUGAGGACGCGACACUACAGGAAUUCCGCAAGAACCUCAUGGGCUACUUGACCUUGUCGUCCCAGCUGCCGAGUGUGCUCUGCAGUUUCCUCAACCUGUUUCUACAGUUCGGGGACGGGAGUCUGACGCCACGCAUUGUGGGGAGCCUCCUGGUGGCCGUGACCAUGUUUGUGUUGACGGUGAUAUUGGCCAUGGUGGACUCCACGUCUUGGCCCGUAGUCUUUUUCUACCUCACGAUGGUGACAGUUGUCAUUCUUAACAUGGCGUGCGGCACCUACCAGAACAGCAUCUACGGAGUGGCAGCGAAGCUUCCACAAAAAUACUCUAACGCCGUCGUACUGGGCUCUAAUCUAUGUGGAACUCUGAUAGCGGUACUCAACAUUGUGAGCAUAGCUCUGUCUCCGAACCAGCGCACAGCAGCUGUCUAUUACUUCGUGUCAGCAUUAUUUAUCCUUCUCGUCUGCCUGGACACCUAUUUUGCCCUGCCUCUGCUGCGGAGUUACCGCUACUACGAAAAGCCGAUCACGUCAUCUUCUACGCCGAGGCGAAGGAUGCCACCGUAUUGGUUUAUCUUCAAAAAGGUGUGGCCCCAGUGCCUCAACGUGUUCCUCGUGUUCUUUGUGACACUGGCCUUGUUCCCUGGAGUGGCAUCAGCUAUUGAAAGAUACAGCAAAUCAUUUCCAAUCCCUGUGAAAUACUUCACGGAGGUCACGUGUUUCCUUUUCUUCAACCUAUUUGCCCUGGUGGGCAACAUUGUGCCAAUCUGGAUCCGAUGGCCAGGCCCUCGGUUUCUGUGGGUUCCCGUGGUGGCCCGCCUCGUGUUCCCGCCCCUGUUUGUGGCGUGCAACUACGCCCCUGCGAAGCGCGUGAUUCCAGUGUACAUCACGAACGAUUGGGCUUACGUCGCCAUCAUGAUAUCUUUUGCCUUUAGCAGCGGUUAUCUGAGUAGCCUCUCCAUGAUGUAUGCGCCUGGGACCGUGCCCAGUGACCUGGCCCCUGUUGCUGGAAUGAUGGCCGCCUUCUUCCUCCUCCUGGGAAUCUUUGUCGGCGGAAACACCGUCUUCCUCACCACGUGGCUUUUCACCAAAAAUUGAUUGUCAUCUUCACCACCACCACCACCACCAUCAUCCGUCCAUCUAGGCGCACCCAUCUCACCAGAGUCUCAUGUUGUGUUUACAUGAACAUGUUGGGGAAUCUACAACCAUGUUACCAUGACGCGGACAGUGCCAGACUAGUCGAAAAUGCUCAACCCGAGGACAAGAAGUGGGGCGGGGCGAGGGUAAAAUUGCACGUGCCAUAUCAAAAUAUUAUUACUGUCUCACCGCACCAUUCCCAGGGUUUCGAGUUUUCAGGGAAUGAUAUUUGGUUAUUUCGAUUAUUUCUUUUCUUUUAGUUAAUAUUAUUACGUGCACUGCAAGCAGAGUGGGAGAUGUUUUGGAGGUGGUCUACAACAGUGUGCAGCCCAUAGCCUUCCACAAAAUUUGUCAAGAAGUCUCUACUCCGGGAUGAUGUCUCGUAACAAUGCACGUGUCAGUGCUAAAGUUGAUGUGUGUUUGAAACUGUGGCACAUAAUAUAGAUUUGUAGGGUAUCGGGCUUCUUCAGGUGCGUUACUCAAAGUUUUGAAAACUGUAGUUUGUAGAGAAGACCUAAAGGAAAGAUUAGAAGACAUUCAAAGGUCAAAUAGGUCUGACAAUCAUUUCGGAAUUCAAUAAAUCAGAUUCCUGUAGAAAGACUGCCGUUGCUACCUUACCAUAAUUUAUUCUAAUACUUGAAAUCACUAUAGGAAAAACAAAAUUCUGAUACAGCCAUGAAACAAGGUUGCACUUGGGUUUCACGGGUAGGAAGUAGUACCCUAUGCUGUUUGUUGCACAGAAGCAUUCUAUUAUGAUAACUUAGUUAAAGAUGCCCUUUUUUUUUUCCUUCCCCCCUUUGCUGUGUCUUGCUCCACUUUGAUGGGGAGCAAAUAGUUAAGCGUCAUACUGUAUGCCGUAGCCGGUGGUUGUUAUGUUACUUAAAAAAGUAUAAUAUUUAAGUCACUGUUACAGGUAGCUUGCAACAGCAGUUACUCUGUUACAGUGCAGGCUAAGAUCAUAGAGACCCUCGUGCGGAAUAUUGAAGAGAUUAAGCAGCAGAAGUGAUGUGUUAGUUGUGUCUGUUCUGUUUCUUUGUUUGUUUGUUUUUUCAACUUGUAUUGUAUCAUGAGGAUGAGGACAGAAAUUAACAGCUUCUCUUAUUGCUGUCUAAUGAUUGCAGAAAUACCACUUUUAUUGAUACACAUGUCGGUCCGGUUUUAUAUCCAAGUGACAAUACGACAUGGCAUCUGUCUCGAGUGUAAAACUCAAGGUGCAGUGGACAUAACACUAAUCGCAUCAUCAUAGUUGUAAAUAUAUUACUGCUACUUUGCUGUAAAAUCUUGUUUGCAAAAAUAAAUGCCACAAAGCACAACAUUCUAACAUUCAGCAUGCAUAUUGCGUCAUGCUAACAUUAUCAGAACGGAUGCCAGAUUAUUGAAAAGGAAGGAAAAAAAGAAAAACAGAUCAGUUAUGCAUUAUGUUGAUAAAUAAAAUCGGAACGAAGAAAUGUUUGUGCACUUGCUGGUGCAAAUGCCGGUAUUGCUACACCUUGGGCAUGAUUUGUGUUUGUGGAAUAUGUGUUCAUGGUUGUUCAUGUAUGUUUGGUGUCGCCAAAAUGGCAGCAUACUUAAAGAUUAACCUCGUUGCGCAGUGUAUUGUUUGUGUGCAAUAAUAUUUUGUUUGCAUGUGUUUUGACCAUCGCAGAUAAACGUGUGCACGUGUACGUAACAGUGUACAUUAUAGCCGGUCAUGUUCCACUUGCAAGUGACUAGUGUUCCUGCAUACAUGCCAUUUUAUGAGUCUGUUUCCAUAUCAUGCAAGCAGUCUGGUAUAAUUUUAAAUUCAACAACCGAUACUUGUCCGUAAAUAUAGUUUGGAUGGAAAAAAAGAAGUUGUAGUGUACUUACGCAUAAUGUCAUGACAAUCAAUUUGGCACUGAAGAAUUUUUAUAUCGAGCAGCAAGUAGUAUAUAGUGCUGUUUGGUUGCCAUGCCCAAAAAGUGUGGUGCUCUGAGCAUGGAAGAUAGCGAGCUCCAGAUUAUCGCCUAUUUAAUUAAUAUAAUGUAGAGAUAGAUAGGAGAACAAUGCUCUGAACUUAAUACGCAGUCUUGUGGGUGGUGAAACGAUAGCUUUUUGACGUUUCAAACUAAGCAUCUGCAUCACCAACUCCUCAUAUUUGACAGUGGUUUAAUAAUGCUAAAAUGUCUCUCUCUCUCUCUCAAGAAUGCCUUGCGACUUAGAAGGGUAUAGUUGUUACGGUGAACCAAUUAUAAGAAAGUUUGACCCGUUAACUGCUGUUCUAUGGUCAUUUACAUUGGUGUCUUUCAUUGGCAGAGCUGAGUCAAAGUUUUGCCCUGGGAAAGGGGCAAAAACUAUUCCAUCGGGAGUGUCGGGUCAGGUGUUGAAAGUUCCUUGGCGGAGCAGGGGCAAAACAUUUGCUCCAAGGAGCGAUAGUUUUUGACUCGGCGAUUUCCUUCGGGUAAUGCCAGCGGAACACAAGAGACGUGCGCGAUAAGUGAGGCGGUAUUGUCGGAGCUUUCGGUGAAAGCGUGCGUUGCACCUUCAGUGGCGUAGCCAGACCUCUAAGGUAGGGGGGGGCUCGAUACGAAAACUCGCCCCCCCGCCCGCUGAUCCUGUGUCGACAACACACACAUACUUGUGCACACUGCAAACUGAGGAUUAAAAAAAGGAACGAAAAUAGUUGAUUUAGACGUUCACAGUACGAUUACAUGUACAGGCUGUCAUGACCAAUGAGGUGGUGUCACGAGAUUGGAAGUAUUUUGAAAAGCUCAUACUUUGAAAACCAUUCAAGAGUGCUUCUUACAUAGACGCCAUGAACUGCAAGAACUUUCGCGAUCGUCACACUGGUCCCCCCCCCCCCCCCUCACACACACAUACAUUAUGUUCUCGGAUUUGCACGAUUUGUGUGGGUCGGCCCGUGGCAGGUAGGGGGGGCUCGAGUCCCCCCUAGCCCCCCGUGGCUACGCCACUGUGCACCUUACACGAGUGGUCGCAGUUCAUAGCGGAAGCAAACCCGAACAACUUCGCCGGGAGCCCGCCCAAUGGAAUUCGUCAAUGUUUAGAACGCGUGUUUAUUUGCCCUAUUAUUGUGUGGGAACAGUUCUUCCCAGAACGUUUUGCUAUGUCGUUCUGUACGUACCUGACUCGAUGUUAUGGUGAAGUUUGUAUUUGCUCGAUUUUUGUAUGCGCACCUCGUAUAAUAAAGCAUGGUACAUACA
Messenger RNA from Ornithodoros turicata, 4820 nucleotides. RefSeq names its product equilibrative nucleoside transporter 3-like (gene Ent2). The transcript has 12 exons. Gene Ontology annotation, molecular function: nucleoside transmembrane transporter activity. Gene Ontology annotation, cellular component: plasma membrane. The coding region runs from base 112 to 1602 and encodes 496 amino acids. The record is from RefSeq and is a predicted model, not a curated record. Gene Ontology annotation, biological process: nucleoside transmembrane transport. Lineage: Eukaryota; Metazoa; Arthropoda; Arachnida; Ixodida; Argasidae.